This is a messenger RNA of Arachis stenosperma, 2005 nucleotides long. RefSeq names its product allantoinase. Lineage: Eukaryota; Viridiplantae; Streptophyta; Magnoliopsida; Fabales; Fabaceae. Gene Ontology annotation, molecular function: allantoinase activity; cobalt ion binding; zinc ion binding. Gene Ontology annotation, biological process: allantoin catabolic process; purine nucleobase catabolic process. The record is from RefSeq and is a predicted model, not a curated record. Bases 165 to 1712 code for a protein of 515 amino acids. The transcript is spliced from 15 exons. Gene Ontology annotation, cellular component: cytoplasm.
AGUUGAACCAGCUGGUCAAAUUCAUCAAUUGAAAACAUUGCUUAAUUUCAUGUCAUUUGACUUAGAAACAAAAAUUAUAUGGUGAUUAGUGAUUAGUGAAGUAGGUAUGUGAGUAUUAUAUAUAGUUUGAAGGAAUAAUCAAAAGUUAAGAGUGUGAAUCAGAAAUGGAUAAUUUUGUGUGGAGAGUGUUACCCCUUUUUGCACUGCUUGUUGCCUUCGUCGCAUUCUUCUAUUUGCAGGAUUCCUACAAGGCUCAAUUUUCUCCUCUUAUAAAGUUACCAGUUGAUAAUGAUAAUGAGUGCAGCCUUCUUCCCUUUCGACACUAUUGGAUAUCCAGCAAGCGCAUUCUGACCCCACAAGGCUUCAUUUCUGGCUCAGUGGAGAUAAAUGAAGGGAAGAUUGUAGCUGUUGUUGAAGGAUAUGGUAAGCAGGGGAAUUCUAGGCAAGACGAGGUUAUUGAUUAUGGAGAGGCUGUUGUCAUGCCCGGCUUGAUCGAUGUGCAUGUACAUCUUGAUGAACCUGGGAGAACUGAAUGGGAGGGAUUUGUUACUGGUACUAGAGCUGCUGCUGCUGGUGGCGUGACAACAGUGGUUGACAUGCCUCUAAACAAUCACCCUACAACUGUGUCUAAGGAAACGCUAGAACUUAAGCUUGAAGCUGCAAAUAAGAAACUCCAUGUUGAUGCGGGGUUUUGGGGAGGCCUGGUCCCUGAAAAUGCACUUAAUACCAGUAUUCUUGAUGGCCUCUUAAGUGCUGGUGUUCUUGGUGUAAAGUCUUUUAUGUGUCCUUCAGGAAUUAAUGACUUUCCUAUGACUACUAUUGAUCACAUCAAGGAGGGACUAACUGUGUUGGCAAAAUAUAAAAGACCUUUAAUUGUGCAUGCUGAGAUUCAACUAGAUUCCGAAAGUCAUUCGGAACUCAAAGAUAAUAGAGACCCUCGAGUUUAUUUGACCUAUCUCAACACUAGGCCCCCUUCAUGGGAGCAGGCUGCUAUUAAAGAACUUGUGGGUGUUACGAAGGACACUAUAGUCGGAGGUCCUUUAGAAGGAGCGCAUGUUCACAUUGUCCACUUGUCUGAUUCCAGUCUUUCCCUAGAUAUGAUUAAGGAAGCAAAACGUCGAGGUGACAGCAUAAGUGUUGAGACAUGCUCCCAUUACUUAGCUUUCUCAUCUGAAGAGAUACCGGAUGGAGAUACUCGUUUUAAGUGUUCCCCACCCAUUCGAGAUGCACACAACAGAGAGAAACUGCGGGAGGCUGUACUGGAAGGGCACAUUGAUUUUUUGACUUCUGAUCAUUCACCUACUGUGCCAGAACUCAAGCUUCUUGAGGAGGGUGACUUCUUGAGGGCUUGGGGUGGCAUUUCAGGUUUGCAGUUUGAUCUUCCAGUGACAUGGUCAUAUGGAAAGAAAUAUGGAUUGACUCUGGAGCAAUUAUCGUUAUUGUGGAGCAAGAAACCCGCAGCAUUUGUAGGAAUAGAAUCAAAGGGAGCCAUUGCAGUUGGAUACCAUGCAGACAUUGUAGUGUGGCAACCAGAGGUGGAGUUUGAUGUGAACGACACUUAUCCCAUUUUCCUUAAACAUCCUAGCCUCUCUGCUUAUAUGGGAACACGGUUAUCCGGAAAAGUUUUGGACACUUUUGUUAGAGGAAACCUUGUAUUUAAGGAGGGGAAGCAUGCUUCUGCAGCCUGCGGUGUUCCAAUUCUAGCCAAAUGAAUUGGUUCAAAGUUUGGUUAAUGUAAUUUAUCCUGCAUGAUCCUAAUUCAUGCUAUAGAGGGGCUCCAAAGAUGCUAUGCUAUUUGGCUUGUGUCAUAAAUAAGAGAUGACAUUCUCCUUCUCCAAGCUAUAGAUUAAGAUUAGUGUUGUAGUUUGUAUUAUUGCUGCAUGCAUGUUUGAACACUAAAAUUUCUCAAAACCUUUCUUGUUAGAACAUUUGGAAGUUUAGUUUUCUGUAAUCUUCCACAUAAUUUUAGUAACAAUAAUUCAAUAGCACUUGUAAAGUUGAGUUA